ACUACAUCCCGACGGCAAGCACAUCUCCAUGGUUGCAUUAUUUUGCACGGCCAUUUCCAUCUUGAUGAUGAUGAUAAUACAUGAAGUGGUCCGGAGUUCUCUUUCUUUGAGUCUCCAUUUCUCUUGGUCGUUCUCCACAGUGUUGAAGUUGCUGGCAACAGGUUAAAAGCAAAUAUGGCCUCAUCACUACCGUGGCUCGUGCUGUACCUCAUCUCACAAUUACAUCUCGUCUUGGGUCAGACCAAUGCUUCAAAUGUCUUUAUCCCUGAGGCCAACACCAUCAUUUCCAUCAACCUCCCAGACGAUGGCUCAAACGACAUCAACUUUUAUGUCAGCUCUCCAGAUUGGUAUCAAUAUUCGGCCAUUGGCUUCGGGUCCAGCAUGGCAAACUCGGUAAUUUUGGUGAUGUACCCAUCCGCAGACCGCAAAUCAGUCACCGUCAGCCCACGGUUCACAAAGUAGACCCCCUUUCACACAUUUUCCCACCUCAUAAUCGUCGACUAACCCCUUCACCAGCGGCAACACGGAACCAACCCACCACCCCCUCCGCAUCACCCUCCACCCUGGCAGCGAGCUCUCCCCAAAAACAGGCCAAAUGACGGCCAACGGCACCUGCCACAGCUGCCGCAACCUCCAAAGCCAAUCCGCCCCCUUCAACCCCGCCAUCCCGACCAGCAACACCCCCACCGCACCGAUAAUGUUCGCCGUAGGCCCCAACUCGGGCGCCUUCUCCACCGACGACCUCGACGCCCGCAUCCGCCGACACGUCGCCCACGGCAUCUUCAACAUCGACAUCUCCAAAUCAACCGGCCCCGGCGGGGUGGGGACACCAACAAACACAACUCAGCACGUCACCUUCCCGGAUGACGACCCCUCCCUCAAAAAGUCAAGCAACAAAGCCGCCACCGCGCACGGGAUCCUGUUUGCGAUUGUGGCCCUGGCCAUCGCACCAUUCGACAAUCUUGUUGCGGCUUUCCUGGGGAGGAAGUGGCCCAAGCUGCAUGUUGCGACUGGGAGUAUUUACUUUCUGUUUACCCUGGGCGCGAUGGUGCCGGGGCUUGUCAUCAGUGGGCAGCAUGUUCUUACGAGCAAGAUGGGAACGGGGCACCAGGUUUUGGGGUUGUUGACUGUGGCGGUGAUGGUGGUCAUGGUUGGAUGGGGGGUUUGGGUCAGGAGGCGGGCAGCGGGGGGGCAGGAGGUGGUUGGGAAUGGAGGGUGGGUGAAGCAGGUGCACGCUUGGGGUGGGAGGGGGAUUUGGGUCGCGCUGUUGGUGAAUAAUGGAUUGGGGCUGAAACUGUCGGAGCAGACAAGGUUGGUGAUGUUGGGGUAUGCAGUUCUGGCAGGGGGCAUGUUUGUACUGUUGGUCCCCCUCUAUUUUUGCUUGUGGAGGUGUACAAGUGCUAGAAAGCCCAAGGCGGCGGAGGAGGAUCAUGAGCUGUACAAUAUGCCGAGUAUAUAUGACCACGAGGCGAGGUUUGGGUAUGGCAGGCAGUGAUCAGCGGUGGGAAUGGGGCGGUUGUAAUGAUAUGAUGUGUUAAUUUGCUGGGGAUAUGUGGAUCUCUAUUAUCGCUUGAUGUUGAAACAUGGUAACGAUGGCUACCCUUAUUGUUGCUACUGACGGGUGCAAGGAACACCCAGCCCAACAGCUGUUUUGGAAGAAGCAGUCUGGGCACUACCGAUCGAUCUAUUGUCAGAAAGUAGUGAAAUCAUAUUCUCUUCAUGGAAAUUCUUGACCCUAAUGACAGUAAGACACCAAGCUGAGCUUUACAGGAGCUGGCAAGGCACAGGGAGAAGUUGAGACAAUUCAAG
Messenger RNA from Podospora pseudocomata, 1809 nucleotides. RefSeq lists its product as uncharacterized. The coding region runs from base 175 to 462 and encodes 95 amino acids. NCBI's taxonomy places the organism in Eukaryota, Fungi, Ascomycota, Sordariomycetes, Sordariales, Podosporaceae. The record is from RefSeq and is a predicted model, not a curated record. The transcript has 3 exons.